AUGCUGGACAUGCUGCUGCUAUGCUGGAAGGGGUUGGUUGUUGCAUUAGAGCGGAGCUUUGUUAAUCUAGGAAGGAGCAAGAUCCCUCAUAGACCUUUGAGGAUUACCGUUUUGACCUUCUUACCUUAUUAUUGUCAUCUAUUGUCUCGGGUGGUGCUUGUAAUGGACGAAGUCUGGCCAGCGUCACGCUUCUUCAGCGACGGCUGUAGUUCCUUGUACGAGAGAUCUGUCUUCGAGGGUCAAACAUUAAGGCAUUUUCAGCAACAGCAGCAGCUGAAGCAGGAGCCGCAACAGCAAUCACUGCAGCAGGCGUUGGAAUUAAUGCACUCUACGAACCAGCCGUAUCAGCCAUUGGCUCAGCUGCAGCAGCUUCAGCUGCAGCAGCAGCUACUGCAGCACCAGCAGCAACAACAGCACCAAUAUCAAGAGCCGCACAUCUUGCCCUCUUGCCAUCCGCAUCAUCCAACCGAGGACAGUUUUUCAUCGCAUUCCCUUUUUGAGGAGGCUGUAUUGAAAGAUUCUCACAUGCUUCCAGCAUCAUCGGAAAUGUCCACGUUCCCUUUGGCUCAGUCUCGGCAAAUAAUGCCUGGCUUAGAACCUUCCGGAUUGAAUUCCUCAGGCAGGUUCGACUCCUCUGGACGAUUCUCCACCUCCGUAGGCUACGAUCCUUCUGACAGGCUUGAAUCGUCUGGCAGAUUUGAGUUAACAUCGCGGCAGCUAGAUUCUCCAGUCGAAAAUGGAAUCGCUGCGUACGAUGCAUUUGAGUGUUCAGGCGGAGCGUCCGAGAAUCCGCUUCCGCCUCUACAGGGAUCGCAUGAGGCUGUUCUGCCUGACCGUGCACAUCUUAUGAUGAUCGACAUUGAGGACUUUUGUUGGGUUAACGAGGAUUACUGUGUUAGAGUAUACAUUCCUUUUCCAGGAGUCCACGCCUUUACCCCCUCGUACAUAACGUCUUCAUUCACUAAUAGCUCUUUCUGCUUGUUGAUAAGGGGCCUUCCCGAUGGUGUAUGCUACCGACUUGCACUCGACAGUCUUUAUGGGGAGAUCCAGCCGAACCUGUGCUGUCACAAUGUGCACAAAGAUAAGAUUGAGAUGACUUUAUCAAAGCCGAAGAAAGCUGCUCAGCCAGUGAGCAAACCCACGGACAAUGGAGUUCGCGAGUCCAAGAGUCACCAUUCGGAGCCAGCGACGCCUCGUCCGAUGCUGAAGGAAGUGGGAGGCCCUUUCGCGGAUGACACGCACAUCUCGCUGGUGAAGAAGUUGAAUGAUUUGAAGUUCUCGUCCCUGGAGGAUCGCACUGCGGAGGGGUCUACCGAUACAGGGGAGGAGAAGAAGAACACGGAUGAGGUGUCGUCCCUGGCCGUAGCUCCAGAGGUUCCUGCUGAAGGGGAAGAAGAAGAGGAGGAUGAGGAUGACGGGUAUCUCAGCGAUGACCCGGAGGAACGUUUUGACCCUGUGAAGGCGGGGGAGAUCGUUGCGCGUGCCGGCUUCUCAAUCACGCUGCUAAUCCCGAUCAAGUACGAAGAGGAGGUGGAGCGGACUAUUGACACGGUUAAGGGUCUGCUGGCGCUGUGGAGAAAGUAUAUGUCGGCGCAUGUGCUGACAACGACGAAGUGUCAAGUGCUCUUACCGGCGUGGUUGUCAAAGAAGCGUUACGGACGGCUGCAAGUUACUUUCCAGCAGGCGUCGGACGCGAACUACGCGUGGUGCCGCAGGGUUGAGCACAAGAUGUUGAACGGUGUAGGCAUCACCCUUGACUGGCAGCACCCGGAAAACCCGCUGUACAUCAUGGAACGCGCGACGCACCCAGACUCGGUUGAAGUGCUCUUAAAGAGUGUGCCUGCCGCCAUAACGCCGGAGAUGGUUUAUGAGUACCUGGUGACGGCGGUGCUGGAGAAGCGUGGCAGAACCCCUUUCUUGAGCGGUUCGGCUUUCCACCGGGUGGUUGAUCCGGUUACUGGUGCGGACACAGACAAGAUCAGGGCUGCGUCCCUUCCACUCGACGCUUGUGUGAAGAAGAUUCUGCGCGACCCUGCUUUGGUGCUGAUCUCCACGGGGGGAAGCCGGGAAGACUGGCUGUGUGUCCAGGAGGCGUGUGGGAAGGUGCACGGCUCCAAUUUCUCCCAGGCGGUGGUGCAUGUGAAGUCGGUCCAGCACUGCACCGCGCUUCUGCAAGGGGGUUCGGCAAGCAGGAGAAGCCGGGGGAAGAUGAACUUGAUCCCGGUCCGCAAGGAGUUUGGGCUGCAGAAGUGA
Messenger RNA from Closterium sp. Naga37s-1, 2253 nucleotides. The record is from the annotation of a GenBank genome assembly. Lineage: Eukaryota; Viridiplantae; Streptophyta; Zygnematophyceae; Desmidiales; Closteriaceae.